UUUAAGCCCAUGUAUUUUCUAUUGUCGUUCGUGGGCCUAUUCCCUUAUUCGAUCCAGUUUCCCCGCGAGAAUCGAAGUAUUUUUCGAUUGGAGUUAUUUUAUGUGAAGGCAUUACGAAUAAAACAAGAUAUCAAUAAAGCAUUUCAAACACCUCUGGCGCUAAUAAUCAGCAUUUGUUUCCAUACAGUUUUAAGAGAAUCACAUAAUUUGUACCAUGGAUUGGUAAACAAAAUCGGUAAAGUUCUGAAGAACUUUACCGAUUUUCCAACGAACGAUAUCCCAACAAAGAACAAAGAAAGACUGUGUCUGGAGGUAAAUAAGUUUAAAUAUAAAUAG
This is a messenger RNA of Leguminivora glycinivorella, 336 nucleotides long. RefSeq lists its product as uncharacterized. Lineage: Eukaryota; Metazoa; Arthropoda; Insecta; Lepidoptera; Tortricidae. The record is from RefSeq and is a predicted model, not a curated record. The transcript is spliced from 3 exons. The annotation marks the transcript as partial.